CGUCAGAUGGUAGCAGUUGCGAAGAAAAAGACACCGCUGAGUAUCUUCUACUGUUGAUUUGUUCUUUUUUUAAAAAAAUAAAUUAAUAUGUUAAAUUGUUCGAUUAAACAUUAGUUUGAUUAUUUAAAUGCUGUUUAAUCGAUCUAUUAAUUUAAUAUCAUUGAUAUAAGAUUAACUACAAGAUAAAGAGGUUAUGGAUAACAAUGAAAAUACAAUGCAAAUAGAAGAUCAAGCUGGAGAAGUUGAACACAAUAUGAUUUUACAGCAUGAUCAUGGAACACCAGAAGGUUCUAACAAUGAUAAUGCACAAGAUCCUACUAAUGAUAAUGUACAAGAUAAUGACAAAAAUGAAAUUGUAGCUAAGAGUUCACAACAAACAAAUGAAAUAAAUCUUGAUGUCUCAGAAGUAGACUCUGACCAAGCAUGUCCGAUUUGUAUGGAGCAAUGGACUAGUUCGGGAGAACAUCGUUUAUGUUGCUUACGUUGUGGACAUCUGUUUGGAUAUAGUUGUAUUAUCAGAUGGCUACAACAUUCUAAUAGUGCAAAUCGAUCUUGUCCACAGUGCAAAGCAAAAGCUUCAAUGAAACACAUUAGAACUUUAUAUGCAAAAAAACUUACAGCAAUUGACACUUCGGAAUAUGAUAAAUUGAAGACAGAAUUGAAAAAUGUAUCAGCUGAGAAAAAACAUAUAGAGAUGGAAUUAUCACAGCACGUUGUUCGUCAAAGAAUAUACGAGAGUCAGUUGGACAAUAUGAGGAAACGCGUCACUGAAUUAGAAAGUCAAUUAGAAAAUAUUCCACAUAAAAGUCAAGAUGUUUUAAAUCUCUCUAGAAAGUUUUAUUUAGACCGAACUAUAGAGAUAUGCAAAGAGAAUGGAUGCCGUGUCUUAGACUAUAAUCCAUGGUAUAAAAUUCUAGCUGUUUCUCAAAAAUCAAUAAACUCUCUGUUUAACGGAUACGGUAUAAGAAAAAUUGACUGUGAAUAUUUCAACGUACGGCAAUUUGUUUGCUUGCAUCUUGGUGUUAUAAGAGAUCUAACUUUUCAUCCUACGCAACCCACGCUUCUUCUUAGCGUUGGUUUCGAUAAAUAUGCUAGGCUGAUGGACAUUCAAAAUAAUAUGACAGUACACACAUACCAAACAGAAUGUUCACUUUGGAGUUGUUGUUGGUCAGGUGACAAUCCAAACAUAUUUCUAACCGGCGCGCAAAAUGGACUUAUUAGUCAAUUCGAUAUUAGACAGACUUCUGGUGCUGUAAGAAUCGUUGACGAUCGUCACGAUGUGUCACCGGUUGUAUCAAUGGCAAUGGUUCCACCGAAUCCCAACAGUGGUAUAAGUAGAGGUGGAUUUGUAGCGUGUAGUUUAAAUACAUGUUACGCGUACGAAGUUAAAGACGCUGUGUACGUACCCAAGCAGAUACUCUUGGAAGGCCCCUUCAUCUCGGUGCGCUAUGAUGCAAAGCAUAAUCAUUAUCUUAUAUCAUCUCGUCCCAAUCCCAGACAACUGCAGGCGAGACACACAGUAUGUACUUUAGAAAAGAAUGCAGAUUUUGACACAAUCUAUUGUAACACUAUACAUACAUUGCGUGCUGGAAAUACUCAACAGCUUUUAUCUCGUCCGUGUUACUUGUAUACGGAAAAUGAUACAUUAGUCGCAGCGUAUGCAGAAUCAAGCAGCAAUAUAUCAUUAUGGAGUACAGCGAAUGGCUCACAAUUGCAUGGUCUUCCCGUAUCGGAUCCUGUUAUGGAUUUAUGCUCAUUUGAAGCUAACAAUAAUUUAUUUUUAGCUACUCUUUCUUCAAGGAAAUUGAGACUAUACAAUUAUGGGCACAAAUUGACAUAAAGUACAAAUCAAAAAUAAUACACAAUCUGCCUCGUUGCUUGCUGUAUGUGUGUAUAUGUGUGAUAUCUAUCUUAAGCCGUGAUCGAAUAUUUCUUUUUUGAUAUAAUAUAUAUUAUGUGUAUACAAGACUGUGUGAGAGUUAAUUUUUUUAUACAUAAUGUACCUACUAUAUCUCACAUAUACAUAUCUCUUAUCUUUCUUUACAUACAACUUUGAAGUAAAAAUGAAUAAAUGUUUGUCUAAUUUCACACUUAUCUUUUUAAUAUAAAUGAAUUUUAUUUUUAUUAUUUUUCUGUAUAUGUUUGUGUUAGUUUACAUACUUGGAAUUCAAACAGAUAGUUACAAUCUGAAAAUACAAAGUUUUAUGAUGAAAAACUAAUUAUUCUUUAAAUACUGUUCAGAUUUAGACUAAUCUGAAAAUUCGUUUUACUAAUAUAGUUAAUCUUGUAAAGAAUGUGUUUAUCAAAAUUAUAUAAUGCUGUACAUAGUAGGAAAAUAUCUGUAGAAAGACAGAGUCCAGUCAGAACAAUGAAAAAAAGAAGUAUUUAUUUUUUUGUAAUAUUGAACAUUACAGUGAUUUUUAAAACAUCAAAUAGAACGUCAGAAACAUCCACAAAUAAUAUGAAUGAUUGUGUAUUUUGCGAGCUGAAUAUGUGAAAGAAAUUUGAUUUAGUAAUUGAUGCUAUAUGUAUAGCGAAUUGCUGACAAUAUGUAAACAUGAAUACAAUACACUGAAGCUGUAGUUAAGCUUCAUCCUUUCAUAAUACAACACACAUUUAACAUCUGAUUGUACAUAAAAUUAUGCAUUUCUGCGUCAUAUACAUUAUUAUACAAAUGAUACUAAUUAAAUUUUCAUCUCUUUCUAAACAAACAUCACUCUCUGUGUGUGUCUGUGUGUAUGUGUAUGUAUGUAUUUGAUAAUUUUAUAAAUUAGUUACCAAAAAAACAAGUAAUCUGUUGUUUUUUUAGUUAAAAUCGAAAGUAAUCUAAUUUUUUUCUUUAAACCUUUUCCACAAUUGUACAUUUUAACGUCUGCAGUUUAGUAUUAAAUCAAAUUGUAAAUUUAUACAUAAAUGCUAUUUAUGUUUAAAUCUGGAAUGUACACUACGUGAUGCAAAUACAAAAAGAUUGACAGAAUAUGUACAUGUAAGAAUACAUAUCCAUGAAAUGUGUGUGAUAAGAGGCAAUUUCAUCACCUCACAAGCCAACGUGAAUAAUGUACAAAAGUAUAAAGUAUUAACACAAAGUGAAAUUAAGUUUAGAACUUUUUUUAUACAAGCAUACACUUCAAUAAUAUACAAUCAGAUUUGCUCUCAAAUUACAGAUUCUCUAUUUUAAAUCUAUCAAAAAACUAAAAAAAGAAAGAAUUAUUUUUUUGCACAUAUUUAUAUACUAUCUAUAUAUAAAGGAUAUACAUACAUCCUUAUUUCUGCACAAUUAUAAAUCUAAGUGAUGAAAUUACUUAACGAUUAUUUAAU
Pseudomyrmex gracilis is the source of this 3318-nucleotide messenger RNA. It is a transcript of the gene Rfwd3, whose product is annotated as E3 ubiquitin-protein ligase RFWD3-like. Gene Ontology annotation, cellular component: nucleus. Bases 194 to 1840 code for a protein of 548 amino acids. Gene Ontology annotation, biological process: protein ubiquitination; interstrand cross-link repair. Gene Ontology annotation, molecular function: protein binding; ubiquitin protein ligase activity. The transcript has 3 exons. The record is from RefSeq and is a predicted model, not a curated record. NCBI's taxonomy places the organism in Eukaryota, Metazoa, Arthropoda, Insecta, Hymenoptera, Formicidae.